Messenger RNA from Periconia digitata, 518 nucleotides. The record is from the annotation of a GenBank genome assembly. Lineage: Eukaryota; Fungi; Ascomycota; Dothideomycetes; Pleosporales; Periconiaceae.
AUGGAAAGCUGCUUAUUAAGGCGCACUAGCGCAAAGGCCCAAGCUCCAUUUCCGAAUAACUUCAACUGCACAAAGUUGCACCACCUUGCGCCCAUAACUCUACUCCACCGCUUACAAGGUCGUGCCGCUCACACAUUCGAUUUCUUCACGAUGACGAGCACAAUCGGUAUCCCGAUAAAGCUACUCAAUGAAGCCGCUGGCCACACCAUCACCCUCGAGAUAUCAUCUGGGGAGGUCUACCGAGGAAAACUUAUAGAAGCGGAGGACAACAUGAACGUUCAGCUCAAAGACAUCACCGUGACUGCCCGCGACGGUCGUGUGUCGCAUCUUGACCAAGUGUACAUUCGUGGCUCGCACGUCCGCUAUUUCAUUGUGCCAGACAUGCUGAGGAACGCGCCCAUGUUCCGAUCUCGCGGUACCAGGGGCAGAGGUGUCGGUCUUGCGCGUGGUCGUGCUACGGUGAACAGAGCAAGGGGCAAUACCCGCGGUGGUCCUGGACGUUGAGCAAUGGAUGUGGC